CGCGCUGCCCCUAAUCGCCUCCCUCAAUCCCGCGCCGCAUCCUCCUCCCUUCCUCUCUCUCUCUCGCCUAUCGCCUCGCCUCCCCCAGACGCCGCCGCCACCGUCGCCUCCCCCAGACGCUGUCGCCUCGCCUCGCCCGCCCUAUCGAGCCCACCCCCUCCCUUCCUCACUCUCGCGCCUCGCCGGGGGGCGGGACUGGCAUCCUCACCGGCAAUGGCGAUGGCUACUCGGCCGCCUUCUCCUGGUGAACAGUGGGGGCCCACCUCGCGUUUAGGAAGCCCGUGGUGGUGCUGGUGGUGGUACCAUCGGCAGGCCCUGGAAGCGUUGUAGAAGCGGUGGUCGCUUGCCAUGCCUCCGGCCGAGCUCCACGGCGGUGCCCAUCAUCCCUUCAAUCGUGCCCACUCUCCAGCAUCAAAGCUCCAUCAUCGCCCCCAUCCUCGCCGCGUUCUCCGCAUCUUUUGCUAGACGCGGCAUGCUCUCCACGAAUCCACCAAUGGCAUGCCUUGCCUCACUGGCUCACUUCUGAGUCAUCGUCCUGACUAUGCCGGCUUUGCCCUCCAUCUUGUUGAGAUUUUACAGGUUGGUUGGCGACCUUGGACCUUGGUCAUUUCUUUUCUUGAUUCUUCCCUCAUGUUACAUGUAUAUGUGGUUAUUCAUGCUUUCUGCACAACUUUUCUUGAUUCUUCUAUCAUGUUACAUGUAUCUGUGGUUAUUCAUGCUUUCUGCAGUCUGCAGAUCUCUGAUAUCCAAAUACGAUAUGUCCGCUUCCCACGAUACUACCAAAUGUUGCUAAUAGUGAUCAGAUUUACAUAGUAUGUUAUGCCUGGAAAUAAAUAGAGAAUGCACUGAUCAACUUAAAUUCCCGGUUUUUUGUUACAGAAAAUAUCUUCUUCAUUUGAAUGGAGAUGUGACCCUGUAUGCUCUUGCUUCAUGCUAGCAGUGCAUGGCAUGCAUUUGACAUUUUUUUUAAAGCGGGCAAUUAAUAUAUGGAUCCUCUAAUCUUUAGUAAUUUUAUUGGUUUCUUUUCGAGAAUAAAAGAGAUUGGGCACACUCCAGGACUGAUUCACGCACAUACGGAUUUAUGUGGUUGUCUGUCCUCGUAAUGGUGGUGGAGAUUUUAUUUCCUUCAGGACAUAGAUGUUGCAAGCUAUUGCAAAAGCUUAUGCCUCUAAACAAUCAUAUUCUUGCAGAGUGGAAAUUUAAUCUGGGGUUUUAACAUAUUCGAUGGCGCUGAACGUAACAUCCCAAAUCAUGAAUUGCUGGUGGCCAGGUGAAGCCACCUAAUGGUUCUCAAAUCUUAGUUGUGAUGUGGCGGUGAUGAGCAAGCUUGGACAAGAGCCCAAAUAAGAUAUGACUUAAAGUGGUGCAAGUUAAUCAGGACAGCAAAGACGCUUAGUCUUAUGAAGAAAUGUCACAUAUACAGGAAAGGAUGAGAUUGGCCAAAAUGUUUUUUUAGUCUUCUGAUUUGCAGAUGCUUGAUUGGAGUUAUCCUGCUCCUGCCACAAACAGGAAAUGGAGUCUAACGAGUCUGACGGGCGACGGUCGACGGCCCAGCUCCGUUUCAUUCGGUGGAGUCUUCGCCGUUUGGCGAUAGACGGCUGGGCCCUCUCCGGCUCUCCGCCAACCUCGCUUCUCCCCGCGAUGCGACCCCGAAUCCCGCCGCCGGCCGGGGCUCUUGCUCCGCUCCCCCCUCGACCAGGGGCCUCCUCUUACCUUCCGAGGCCGUCUGCAUCCCAUCAGAUCCCGACCUCCCGUGCUCCGCCUGCCGACGCCGGCCAGAGUGCUCCAGGAGCAAACCAACCAGAGGCCAGAGCCACUGGCCUGCCAGGGAAUGGUAAUACGCCGGCUCCGGCCUGAGAAGCGCAUCCUGUUGAUGAAGAAGAAGAAGAAUAGGAAGAAUACAAGGCAGGCCUUCCAGGAAUUUGAAGAUGCAGAUAUAGUUGACCUUCACACGGACGACCUUGCAACCGCUUCUACCUACCUGAAAUAUGAUUGAUGAUAGUAGUUUCUUCCUCAGCUGCACUUCUUCCACCUCCUCCAAUCUGCACUUGUGCAGCCUGUGACGCCUGAGAAUACAUCAAGUGAGGCUCCAUUUCGUAACUGCUCGUCGCUCGUCCGUGCAGGAGCCUAUUAACCUACAGGCACAAUAUAACUAUAUCUUCUGUUCACUCUUAUGGGAGAUUGGUAUGAACAAUUUUCACAAUCUUUUAAGGAUGCUGCUAAGGAAAUGUUGGCAAAAACAGAUAUUGAUCCAAACGUUAAGUGCUUCACAAGAAAGCAGAUGAAGCGCAUUUCAAACAACUACAGAACUAUCCUUGGGAAAGGGGGCUUUUCUGUGGUGUACAAGGGUAGGCUCAAUGAUGGCCGUGCAGUGGCAGUCAAAAAAUAUAAUUGGAAAACACAGAAAAAGGAGUUCACAAAAGAGGUAAUCAUACAGUCUCAGUUUAGCCAUAAGAACAUUGUUAGGCUAUUGGGGUGUUGUGUUGAGGCAGAUGCUCCAAUGUUGGUCACUGAGUUUGUCCCCAAUGGUAACCUUUCCAACCUUCUGCACAGCAACAGUAGCCAGUUUCCUGUUUCAUUAGGGACACGCUUACAGAUUGCACUGGAUGUAGCAGAAGCACUUGUAUAUAUGCAUUCCUCCCAAAAUCAUCCAAUCCUUCAUGGAGAUGUCAAGCCUUCAAACAUUCUUCUGGGUGACAAGGAUGUGGCAAAACUCUGUGACUUUGGAAUAUCAAGGCUGUUAUGUAUGGAUAGUGACGAAUACACGGGAUUUGUUAUAGGAAGUAGAGGCUAUGUAGAUCCUGUGUUCUGCCAGACUGGGCGGUUAAGUCUAAAAAGCGAUGUCUACAGUUUUGGGGUUGUUCUUUUAGAACUCAUCACCAAAAAGAAAGGAAUUGAUGACAAGAAAGUGUGCCUUGCAGAAACUUUUGCUCGCAUCAGUAGAAAAGGUAAUGGACACGAACUAUUUGACAUGGACGUUGUAACAAAUGAGAAUAUGGAGUUUCUUCAAGGAAUUGGCAGGCUUGCACUUGAAUGUAUAAAGUUUGAAGUAGAGGAGCGGCCAGAAAUGAAAGAAGUUUUAGAGCGCCUUUGGAGUCUCAAAAGAUCCCGAGAUAGGAGAAUCCGUGAGAUGCAGGUUAUGGUACGGAGCGAGAUUGAAGUACUUUGGAGAAGAUGUGGCUUUGGUAGGUUUAUGAUCUCGAAAGAGAGAAUGGACGAUAUGACAUACUACUUCAAAACUGUUCUCAAGGAAUGUGCAUCAGGCAAGGCUUACAUAGGGAGAUUUUGCAACGCACAACUGCUGGUAAUAAAGAUGUCGAUUUCAGUUUUAGAUCAAUGGAAAAACAUAGUCUGGAACGAAUUGAAUGUCCAAUCUAGAAUUAAGCACUGGAAUGACGCCAAGCUUCUCGGUUACUGCUUAGAUCUUUGGGAAGGUCUAGUGCUUGUAUACGAGUAUGGUGCGAUGAGCUUGUAUGAUGUUCUUUUUCAUGAUGCAAGGAAGGUAUCUCCCUUCAUUUGUGGCCUGCGCCUGAAGAUUGCGGUUGGCGCUGCAGAGGGCCUUGCUCACUUGCACUCACUUGGCAUUGUGCAUGGCAAUGUCAGCACUGUCAAUAUAUUGCUGGAUGAUCUUUCGGUACUCAAAGUGAUUAGCCGCAAUUACCCAGUAAAGAUUGCAGGCUAUGGAACAUCAGGGCUCCCUGACAUUGACAAGGCACAGCACACAGGAUUCUUCAUGGAGGAUUCGCUUGUAACCAGUCAUGGGAAGGAGCAUGACGUAUACUGUUUCGGUCUUGUUCUCCUAACGCUCUUCACAUGGAAGAAGGUGUCACUGCAAGAGGCGGAUACCGUGUUUGAGCAGCUCUGGGACAUUGGACCGCCACAUGAUGUGAAUUCCGAGCCUGAGAAACCUGGGCAACAGCUCAAGGAAGCCAUCCUUAGAUGCCGUCAUCUUGAGGAGGUUAAGAGCCUGGUUUCACGGUGUCUGACGUCCGAGGUGACGAAGAGACCAUCCAUGGUGGAAGUAGCAAAACAUCUCAAGAACAUAAAUGAUUUACAUGAUAGCACAGCUUGCCAUGAGCUGGCGAUUUAUCAAUCUCGAAUGCUUUCGGGCUAGGCUAGGCUGCAAGUAGCAGUCGUACAUGGUUCUUCUUUGAGUAAAUUAAGGUGCCGUAGUAGAUGCUAUAAUGCAAGCGCCAAGCAACAUAUUACAUAUGUGUAUUUUAUAUCCCGACAAAGAAAAAAAGACAUGUGUAUUGCAUAUAUUUUGUAACAGCAACGGAUGUUUGUCAUGUUGAUUCUCGUGGCGCUGCUGCCAUAUAAUGUUGAUUGACAGAUCCUUGGGGAACCAACGGAUGAACUAAUGGACCUCUCGGCAUCCUUUGCCAA
Oryza sativa Japonica Group (Japanese rice) is the source of this 4386-nucleotide messenger RNA. Lineage: Eukaryota; Viridiplantae; Streptophyta; Magnoliopsida; Poales; Poaceae. The record is from RefSeq and is a predicted model, not a curated record.